Adineta steineri is the source of this 684-nucleotide messenger RNA. The record is from the annotation of a GenBank genome assembly. Lineage: Eukaryota; Metazoa; Rotifera; Eurotatoria; Adinetida; Adinetidae.
AUGAAAUCCAAAAAUACUUUAGAAAAUUAUGUAAUUGAUGUUUUAUUUACCAAUAGUUUAACUAUAAUACAUUGUAAUCCAUAUGAACGUCAUAUUAUACGUGAUAUAACAAUAGAAAAAGUGGGAUAUAUUAAAUGUUCAAAUAGAAAUUUAUUUUUACCAGAAGAUCAUGUUGGAUCUAUUACAUUACUACAAUGGAAUGGCACAGUUGUAAAAUGUGAGAAGAACAAAAAUAUCAUAAAAGAAGAAAAAACUUAUCUUAAUAUAAUACAUAAAGCUAAAGAUGCAUUUAAAAAAAAUCCACUAGUAUUAACACGUGUCGGUUCAGUAGAUUCCAGUAAAUAUCAUUGUGAUGAUAACAAAGCUGAAAUAGAUUUUAAACAUCCAAUAGGUACUUCAGAACCACCAACAGUAGCUGAAUUCGAAAAAUCAUUCAAUAAAAUACCAAAUAAUGUUAAUUGGGAGGAAGAUCCUACGGCAGAUCUCUAUAUUAAUAAAACACCCAAAGAAAAAUCAUCUAUGAAUAAAUUCUAUAUUUUUGGUAUUGUUAUUAUUGUAUUAAUAAUUAUCAUUGUUAUUAGUAUUAUCAUAUAUUUUCAUUGUUGUCAAUCUGAUUCAAAUGAACACAAUAGAAAAAUUCUACAUGUUGACAGUGAUACUUCGAUUGGAUCAAACAUUUCAUAA